CCUCAACAGGUCCUAGAUAAGGAGUACUGGAAAUAUACAACAAAAGGAUGGAUUUUUAAUACUUCUGUUUAUUUGUUUAUGUUUUUACUAGUUAGGAAGGUUUCAGUUGAAUCAAUUUUUGUGUUUCUCAAGUAAACAUUACUUGAGAUAAAAGCACCCUUCACACAAAAAGAAUGAGGCUUCCUCAACCAUUGACCUAAUACGCUCUACUGCAGAAGAACGUUCUGUCAAUCAGGGAGAUGGACAUACAUAACAUUCCGAAGAUAGUAUUGAUUGUGGCAUUAUACCUAGUGGUGUACCCAAGUGGAGCAAGAAGCCAAUGGGUGACUAACCAACCUAGUCCUCUCUGUCCCUCUCAAUUUGCACUAGUGAACCAUGCAUGCUCGUUGCUUCCAUUAAAUCCGGUGUCUCCACCAUCUCCACCAUCCCCUUUUCUGCUAGUUGCCCCACCACCUCCUCCCGGCCCUCCAGAAAGAAGACACAGACGCAGGCAUGAUCAUCACCACGAGUAUAAGGAAAGUUCUGCAGAAGAGAACUGCUGCAGGUGGAUGAAACAAGUCGACAGCGAAUGUGUUUGUGAUCUGCUGGUUCGUUUACCUCUGUUCCUGUCUAGGCCUCUCCACCAGUACACAAUCAUGGUUGAUCCAGGUUGCAAUAUUACGUUUGAGUGCGGUUCGAGGGGGGUUGAUAAUCAUAUGCUACCCCCUCACCCAUGAUCCACCAUCUCAACAUACCUUGACUUGUGGUGUUUUACGUUUAUUAACUACAU
Messenger RNA from Solanum verrucosum, 769 nucleotides. RefSeq lists its product as uncharacterized. The transcript has 2 exons. The record is from RefSeq and is a predicted model, not a curated record. Lineage: Eukaryota; Viridiplantae; Streptophyta; Magnoliopsida; Solanales; Solanaceae. The coding region runs from base 240 to 716 and encodes 158 amino acids.